Molecule: messenger RNA, 517 nt
Organism: Camellia sinensis
Lineage: Eukaryota; Viridiplantae; Streptophyta; Magnoliopsida; Ericales; Theaceae
Source: RefSeq, a predicted model, not a curated record
CAACUCGACUCGAGAGGCUGGUUAGCUGCCCAAAUUCCGUCUUCAAUUAAACCAGUGUUCCAGACCCUUCCAGGACCAAAACCUUUUUCAACUCCAAGGAAUCCCCAAAGGCAGAGAGAGAGAGAGAGCGAGCAGUGGAAACCCUAACGAUUCUUGAGCAGAGAUUGGAGCCCUAGACGAAGACGAUCGAAGCAGAGAGUGAUGAGAUGGGGAUAAUAAAGAGCAAUUUCUCAUUCAUGGUUGGAACAGUGUGCGGAAUAUACAUAGCUCAGAACUACAAUGUACCCAACAUUCGCAAGCUUGCUAACACUGCCAUUUUCAUGGCUAAACACAUCGAAGAGAAGUACCGGAAGCCCAAGAAAGGCGAUGAUUAACACUUUGUUGGUUUACAGGUUUCUUACUCAUCCCAUCAUUUUUUUUCUUCCACUUUUUCAUAUACAAAACAAUACUAUGCAAUUGAGAGCUUUGUAUUGGAAACUUAAGAAUUCAACGAAAUUGAUGGUUAGUUGAUUUCAAU